AACUGCUCAAACGGUGUCGUAUACUGAUACACUACUCAUGAGCUGCCGUUCAUCUACCUUGUCGCCAUCGGCGGCAUUGCGCGGUGCUGAAGGCCGCAUAUAGUUUCGAACUUUUGAAUUCCAGUGGGAUUGAGACUGCAUUUGGCCGAAAUCGGGAUUGAGAAUGGCGGAGUAUCAGCAGGAAUUGGUCGUUUAAGCUGAAAUGACUUCGUUGUGGGAAUCUCUAUUUCUUCCUGCCAAGCGCCUCCGUAUAUACGGAAAUAUUUUAUGUAAUUAUCUGAAGAGCAUCAAUGGCAGGAAAUUAGAUCUAUCACUGGUUCAAGUUGAAGCAGAAAAUAAGUCACUACAGAAUCUUAAAGAAGUUGAGAGAAUAAUAGGAUAUAGAUUUAAUAACCGUAGCUUACUAUACGAAGCGUUUACACAUCAAUCCUACCAGCAGGGUUGCGUUUCAUAUGAAAGGCUCGAGUAUAUUGGUGACUCGGUGCUUAAUUUUUUGAUAACAAAGGAACAGUUUUCCAAGUACCCGGAUCUAGCACCGGGGUUGUUGUCCCCACUUCGAGCUGCCAAUGUUGAUACGGAGAAGCUUGCACGGGUGGCUGUCCAGCGUAACUUUCACAGAUACAUCCGUUUUGGCGCUAAAAUCUACACCAAAAGGAUUCAGACAUUUAUCAAUGCUCUUCCUAAAUAUCCAUUACAUUCACAUGGCUUGAUUCAUACCCCGAAAGUGCUUGCUGAUGUUGUUGAAUCAACUAUUGGAGCUGUUUACGUUGACAGCAGUUAUUCAAUUGAUACUACAUGGGAGGUAGCCAGCGAUCUAAUACAACCCAUAAUAACCCCGAGAAUGCUUGAAAAACACCCCGUGAAGAAGCUCUACGAGAUAUGCCAACAACACAAGCUUGAAGUGAAACUAGUGGAUCUAUGGUCGAGAGAUGGAACUUACAAAGUUUAUGUCGACGGUAAACUUAGAGGGACAGUUUUUGUAUUAAGCUAUGGAUUCCAUUCUUGGAUUUUCACGGCCCAAGGGGACGACUUCAUCGAGUUGUUUCUGAGACGCUUCACAAUUUAUUGGCGCACCAGACUUGCUCUCACCUGUCACGUGUCUUGCUUAGCCCUCGACCACAGGUUUUGUGUGACCUGGUCCCAGAGGAGGUUUUAUUGAAUCCAUCAUCACUCGUCAGAACAAAGAACAUUUGACAUGGCCCAUGGAGGGUUGUUUCUAGCUAGUUCAAGUCGAUGAAUAAUGCUCAGUUUUCUAAUAGCAGUCGAUAGGGUAUAUAACUUAUCUAUCUUGGAGUUAUAUGACCAAAAUUGACUUAAAAUGUUUGUUGUUAUCAUGUACUUGUUUAUGAGAUAAAUCGUUGUACUAUCUAUGUUUAUGUAAAAUGCUAGUAUAUGGCUUAGUUAUCUUUUUGUUGAA
Molecule: messenger RNA, 1417 nt
Organism: Salvia splendens (bonfire salvia)
Lineage: Eukaryota; Viridiplantae; Streptophyta; Magnoliopsida; Lamiales; Lamiaceae
Product: ribonuclease 3-like protein 3
Exons: 5
Coding region: 203-1159 (318 amino acids)
Biological process (GO): siRNA processing
Cellular component (GO): cytoplasm; nucleus
Molecular function (GO): ribonuclease III activity; RNA binding
Source: RefSeq, a predicted model, not a curated record